Dissoconium aciculare CBS 342.82 is the source of this 2096-nucleotide messenger RNA. RefSeq names its product putative vacuolar aspartyl aminopeptidase Lap4. Gene Ontology annotation, cellular component: fungal-type vacuole. Gene Ontology annotation, biological process: proteolysis. Gene Ontology annotation, molecular function: zinc ion binding; metalloaminopeptidase activity. The coding region runs from base 123 to 1829 and encodes 568 amino acids. The record is from RefSeq and is a predicted model, not a curated record. The transcript has a single exon. NCBI's taxonomy places the organism in Eukaryota, Fungi, Ascomycota, Dothideomycetes, Mycosphaerellales, Dissoconiaceae.
GAGCCUACGUCUAGCAAUAUAGCUUGUGUACAUACAUAUAUCAUUUGAACGAGUGCGACCAUCCUCAGCAAAUCAUACCACUCCCCUUAUUCCCACAUCCGGAAUCCUUUGCAUACACCAUCAUGGUGCGCAAUAUGCCAUCGCUCAGCUCUAUGCGAGACGCCAUUGAGGACCACAGCAUGAAUAUCCGAGACGAGACCAACGACUUCGGUCUGCGGCCGCUACCGACCAACAUGGCUCAAUCAACUCCUCAGAAACACCUCAGUCCCUAUUCGGCUCAUCGAAGCACGCCUUUGCAGGCUAACAAGAGCGCGGACACAUGUGGUGCGAGCUACGAGCCGAAACGAUCGUCGACGAAAGCUCGGAACGCGUUGUCGUCCCUGCAAUUCAAAGCAAAUAAGGAGAAUGCUUCGCGAUACACCAAACCAUUCUGCGACUUCCUGACCGAGAAUCCCACUGUUUUCCAUGCUGUUGUCACUCUCAAGAAAGAUCUGCAAGAUGCUGGGUUCAAGGAGAUCUCGGAACGUGACAAUUGGUCUUUGAAGACGGGCGGCCGCUAUGUGGUGGAGCGAAACGGCUCAUCAUUGAUUGCGUUCGUCGUGGGCUCCAAAUACCAGCCGGGUAAUGGAGCUGCCAUAUUGGCUGGCCACAUCGAUGCUCUCACGGUGAGGCUAAAGCCCGUUUCCAAGGUCCCAAACAAGGCUGGGUACAUACAAUUGGGAGUGGCUCCUUACGCUGGUGGAUUGAACCCGACCUGGAUGGACAGAGACCUGGGUAUCGGUGGAAGAGUUCUGGUCAAGAGCGGUAACAAAGUGGUCACCAAGCUUGUGAAGCUCGACUGGCCUAUCGCACGAGUACCUACUCUAGCGCCUCAUUUUGGCGCGCCCUCGAACGGACCUUUCAACGCAGAGACUCAGUUGGUACCAAUUCUUGGCUUGGAUGAUUCGGAUGCCUCAUCUGAAUCGCACGCAUCAGAGAAGGCGUUUGAUCGACCCUCCUUGCUAGCCGGCGCGCGUGGAUCGUCAAUUGGUUUCGAAGCAACUCAGCCUCCGGCUCUUGUUGAAACAAUCAAGAGUGCACUCGGACUGAAGGUCGACGAGAGCAUCGUCAAUUGGGAAUUGGAGCUAUUUGACGUGCAGCCGGCCACUGUUGGUGGUCUAAAGAAAGACUUCAUUUUCGCUGGGCGCAUUGACGAUAAGCUAUGCUCCUGGGCUGCGCUGCAGGCGCUGAUAGAGUCACAAGAGUCCGACACAGAUAGCAGUUCGUUGAUCAAGGUAGUCGCGCUUUUUGACGAUGAGGAGAUCGGAUCUGGACUUCGACAAGGCGCGAAGGGCAACUUCCUGCCGCAGGUCCUCGAGCGUGCCGUCGGAUCGCUUGCCGAUCACACUCCUAGCUCCGAUCUCAUGGGGCGCACAUACGCCAACUCCUUCCUUGUGUCCUCUGAUGUGACGCACGCCGUCAAUCCCAAUUUCUUGAACGUCUACCUCGAAAACCACGCUCCGCACCUCAACACCGGCGUGGCCGUUGCUGCCGAUCCCAACGGCCAUAUGACGACAGAUUCAGUGUCGACUGCGAUCUACCAAGCAUGCGCUGACAAAGUCGGUGCUAAGCUUCAGGUGUUCCAAAUUCGAAACGACAGCAGGAGCGGAGGUACGGUCGGUCCCAUGCUUUCGUCGGCCACUGGCAUCCGGGCCAUCGAUGCGGGCUUGCCACAGCUAAGUAUGCAUUCGAUUCGUGCGACGACCGGUGCACUUGACCCAGGUUUGGGUGUGCUCAACUUUGUGAGCUUCUUGAAUAAUUUCGAAAGCGUGGACAAGGAGUUCAGAUAGAACGAAGAAAUAUGGAAGGCUUUCAGAAAGAUAAGAACAUACUGCAGGAUCGGGAAUAUCACGCAGGCGCAUCGGAAAUGGAUAGCAUCAUCAAAUUUAACAAGUCAACAUACUAUACAGCCAAAGUAGCUAGGUAUUCUACGAGGCAAACACGAAUAUUUCACAUGUCAUGAAACUAUGAAAUCAUGCAGGAAGCACACCUUGCUCAUGUGAGCGUCACGAGUGUCAUGUAGCUAUGUUGGUGUGUCGGCGCGCAGUGAGUUGGUG